Molecule: messenger RNA, 538 nt
Organism: Eurytemora carolleeae
Lineage: Eukaryota; Metazoa; Arthropoda; Copepoda; Calanoida; Temoridae
Product: UPF0235 protein C15orf40 homolog
Exons: 4
Coding region: 21-488 (155 amino acids)
Cellular component (GO): cytoplasm
Source: RefSeq, a predicted model, not a curated record
AUAAACCAUUCCCAAGUUUUAUGUUAGAUUUUACAAUUUACAACUUUUCUUUUAGUUCUUUCAAUUCUUAUGUUACAGAAACAGAAUGGGCGCAUUUUAUGAUUAGAAGAUUUUAUAAAACUUUACCCAAGGCUAUGGGUAAGAAAUUCGCGAAGAAAGAGUCUAAUGUUACAGCUACAGCACAACCUUCUCCAUCUCCUUUACGAACACGAGGUGAAGACGUUCUUAUCUCAGUUCAUCUUAAACCUGGAGCUAAGUUUACUCAAGUGACAGACUACAGCCAGGAAUCUGUUGGUAUAUCCGUCUCAGCUCCUCCCGUGGAAGGAGAAGCAAACCUGCUCCUAAUCAAGUUUAUGGUGGAGAUCCUUGGAUUAAAGAAAUCUCAAGUUUCUCUUGAAACUGGACACAAGGCCAGAAAUAAGGUUGUUUGUGCGUCGAGGGUGGAUGAAGAAUUUGUUGAAACCAAGCUCCGGGCAGCCCUUGGAUAAUACCGAAGUUAUUGCACCCCCGUCUUUUUAUUCUUUAGACCAAAUACGUU